This is a messenger RNA of Knipowitschia caucasica, 867 nucleotides long. The record is from the annotation of a GenBank genome assembly. Lineage: Eukaryota; Metazoa; Chordata; Actinopteri; Gobiiformes; Gobiidae.
AUGGGCUUGAGAAGGGCCAUCAGACUCCGGUGGGUCUCCAUCACCAGCCGGGAGGAAACUCACAGGGAGGAGAAGGUUUCUGUGAACAACUUUGACUUUCUGAGUGAGAGGGUCCCUGAUGGAAUACACAUUGAUCUCAGGUUUCACAGAUAUAACCUCAUAUACUUUAGAGUCCCAUUUGUCCGCUACUUUCCUCUUUCCUCUCUCACCACGGUUUGCGAGCAAGACUCUGUCUCCAAUGGAGGCAUGAUGGUCCACGCCAGUGAGUUGUGGGAUGUCCGGACCAGCACCUCUGAUUUGGCUGACACCAUCGACGUGAGCACCCAACACAGCCUGAACAUCAUCAAAGGACAGCUGAGAGUCUUCAAUCUGGGAUAUGAGCCAUUUCAGAACAUUACUGCCCAAGAUCAAGUCAUCGGAUUGGCCUGGCACAACCAGAAUAGGGACUACAACUUUAAAACCAUGCACUGUCAGCGUGAGAUCGUACAGAGCUGUGGAGUGAAUGGGACCGGAGAAAACUGCAACCCACGGCCCCUCCCGAACCCUAACGGUGAGUUGGUUCUGCUGAAGCUCAUGUUGAUAGCUUUAAGAGUCAAUGACGAGAUGCAGAGCAGGCGUCCAGCGCAGACACGACAGCAGCUCCAGGGCGACACAGCGAGAAGACAAGUCCAGUUCGAAGCAGUGAUCAUCCUGCUGUACCUGGCCGACUGGAUGGUGCACUGGAUGUGGGGCCGUGGGAUGGACCCCGACAACUUCUCCAUUCCGUACCUCACGGCUCUGGGGGACCUCCUGGGGACCGGCUUCUUGGCGCUUUGCUUCCACGUGCGCUUCUUCCUCGGAGACAAGGAUAGCAACGUUGGGAACUGA